Clupea harengus (Atlantic herring) is the source of this 2818-nucleotide messenger RNA. Its product is annotated as phospholipase A2, minor isoenzyme-like. Gene Ontology annotation, molecular function: calcium ion binding; phospholipid binding. NCBI's taxonomy places the organism in Eukaryota, Metazoa, Chordata, Actinopteri, Clupeiformes, Clupeidae. Gene Ontology annotation, biological process: phospholipid metabolic process; arachidonate secretion; lipid catabolic process. The record is from RefSeq and is a predicted model, not a curated record.
UUACUCGUUUUCCCCCUUCUGACAUUUAAGUUCAGUCUGUCCCUUGUCCCGUGUUGGUUCGUCAUUUUUAGCAUGGUGAGAGUUCUGAGUUCUGUCUGGGCAAACUAGGAAAAUGAACCUCCUUCCUUCACUCCUUAUCUUCAGCUUUAGUUUGCCUGUCUUUUCCUUGCUUGUGUCCGUUCCUGACCGCAACCUGAUCCAGUUCCGGGAGAUGAUCAAGUGCACUCUGCCAAACAGCAACCCUCUGCUGGACUUUAAUGACUACGGCUGCUUCUGUGGACUGGGAGGAGAAGGCACGCCUGUUGAUCAGCUGGACAGGUGCUGCGAAGUGCAUGAUGGAUGCUACGGUCUUGCUCAGAACCACAAUGCCUGUCGAUUUUUACUGGACAGUCCUUUCACAAACAUCUAUGACUUCACCUGCAAUAAGACCAGCAAGACAGUCACGUGCCUGUCCAGCAACGAUGAGUGUGACUUGUUCAUUUGCGAGUGUGACCGGGUGGCAGCGGAAUGUUUUUCCAGCUCUCCCUACAACGCAUCCAACCUCAACAGCAACCUGCCUAGCGGCACCUGCAGCGCAUCACCGGGAGCACCUGUCCCAUCUUCCUCCAUCUGUCCCAUGACUGCCCUCCUCUUCAUCUUACUCACAGUAUUAGAGAGGAGUUCUUAAUCUUGACCAUUUAAAACAUAGCAUGUAGCAGGUCUGUGAGGGGGCAAUAUGGACAUGGUAUAAACACCAUUACCUUCAGGAUCAUCAUGAUGAAUGUAAUGUGUUAAUAUGAAGGGUAAUAAAUAAUAAUGUAGUAGAUCCAGCAGUGGACCGUAUGAAUGUUGCCUUAUAUUCAAUGUUCAUAAUUUAAUUUUUGGUGUAAUUUUUUUUUCUCUCGUACUGUACAUCUCUGUUCACCCUUAAAACUUUCUGUUAAAGCUCCUGUGUUUUUAAGCCGAGUGUGCUCUGAUUGGUCAGCUAGGCAGUCAAUAAGGAUUGUGUUAUGAGAUUGCGUCAUGGUGUAACGCAAGGGCUGGAAUUUCACUGAGGCAUUUCAGUGAGCUGAGAAGUUGUUUCUGUGGGACAGUUACUCCCUCUGGGGUGUACUUUGGGCUUUGUAACAUUGCAGACCGUUUACAUGCACAAAAAGCAAUGUAACACCCUAAAGGAAAGGGGAAAAGCAUAACAGGAUGUGAAUGUUGUGUGCUCUCUUUCACUCUAUUGGAAUGAAUAGAGUUUUGUAUGUAGCCCUGUAUUUAUUAUUUCUAUGUAGGUUAUGUAUUUACUGUAAGUGGCUCUGGAUUUCUAGUAUGCUACUGCUAAUAUUUAAAGCAUUCACAGUAUUAUUGAAAGCACUAGGCACCCAAAUGAAAAGUGGUGGUCAAUGUGGUAGAUGACAGUUUGAUAAUGCAAUGAGUAUUUAUACAAUAAAUUGUUGAAGCCUACAAUAUGCAUUCAAGCUAUUAUGUAGUACAUGGCUAUGAAAUUAUACUUUCCAACAGGGGAAGUCUGUAUUUACAAUGUUAUCUUGGUUAUGCUGUUACACUUUAUGCCUGCUCUUAUCACCUUAUGCUUCUGCAACCUUUGAAAUGAACCCACUCUUCAGUUGUUGUGAUUGAGAAGCUAGACCCACUGUCUGGCAUAAGUCUGAGGAUCUCCCAUUGUUUCAUACAAAAAGCCAGUUUAAUAAACACACAGCCUGUGGUAUUGCACCACAUAGCAAUAUAAUUAUAUUUGUGUCCUCAUAUUUCCUCCGAUUGUGUGUAUGUACCUUCCUUAUAUAUAUAUAUACAUAUAACCGCAGAGGGAAUAAGUGAUGUAUUUAUCAAUUUAAAGGAACUUGUUCUUUGCCUUGCGUGCCGAUGACGGAAAAAAAAUGGACCUCAACACAUGCGUGCGGUAAGCUUUGCUAUGAGGAAGCAGCCAAAGGACUCACACACACACACACUAAAUCCACACAGAACCUGACAAACGGUUUUCAGGUUUCACUAAAAUGCUGAGCAUCUUCUGAUUUUGCACAUAUGCACAUGUAGGCUGCAUCUGUUGACAUCCAUGGGCUCACAACACACCAAAUUAGUUGUAGACCUGCAUUGAGAGGAAACGAUAGCAUUCGUUUUCAAUUUUGUGCACAAUUUUUUACAUUUAUUCUAAAAACACAGUACUUCACUUGAACUCUGGAGCUUUUAGCAGGUAGGGCUGUUUACAUUUUGAAAUGCUGUUCUGGUAAGAUUUUGAAAUUGUAGUGUUUGUUUCAUGUUGGUUUUUUUUGGUAGAGGAAACCAGUGUUCAUAUAAUAGAUGUUUAUUUCAGGGGAGGUUAUUCAGUAUCUAUUAAUUUAAUGAUAAGGUUCACAUCUUUAGUUUGGCAAUAUAAUCGUAUUCAUUCAUUCGUUUGUUUUAAGAAGGUUUUAUAGACUUUCACCUUAAUAUAAUAUUCUCAUAUUCUCUUCAGCUGAAAGAAAAUUACAACUAUUACUAUGUUCUCAGAAAUUCUGUCUGGGUAUCUGAUCACUAAAGUAACUUUACUGUUUGAUCUUCCCAGACAGUAACAUGAAACACCCUUUCUCCACUUUCUUUCUGAUCCUUUUACUGCCAGUGUGUAAGUCUCUAUUUUGUUGAUCCAUUACACUUAGUUAACACACACACAAGCAUACAACAUCCACAUGCACUUAGUUAACAUACACACACAAGCAUACAACAUCAACAUGCGUUAUUGCUGUAAGAUCAUCAUCGCUUUUAGCACGUUGGUUAACCAAGAUGAGAAAAAUGGCACUGCAAUGUUUGAUUUUUCACAUGUGGUAGGAAGGGUUUCUUUCCCUCCUUUCAGUGGCGG